AUGUCCAAACGCACUCUCGACACCUUCUUCAUCCGGGCACCAAGCCCCAAAAAGCCCCGGGUCGACAGCUCUCCCAUUGCCACAGCUGUAUCUGCACCAACCAAGAGAACCAACCAUGCGACAUAUCCUUGGCCCAUAGUCCAUUUUCCAGAGCACAUAGCUGAUGAAAUCGAACUUCUCGUGACAGCGCAAGGCAAAGAGAUCAAAGAUCAACCGCAUCUCGACCUGCUAUACUUCCAGCCUUUCAUCCCUAAAGCCAUCGAGCGCGAAAUCUUUGAGUUUCUCCGCGCCGAGCUCUUCUUCUAUCGCGUCAAGUACACCAUCAAGCGCUUCGGCAAGGAAACUCUCAUCAACACCCCGCGCUUCACCAGCGUCUUCGGCAUUGACGCGACAAGCCGCUUCGUGGACGACGGGGCCAGGAUCGUUGAGGCAUCUGACCCGUCCAAAACCGUUCGCAAGGAUAAAUAUAAAUGCAAUCCGCGGCCCAUCCCCGAAUGCCUUGACUUUCUGCGCCGAGUGACCGAAGCGAACACCAAUACCAAGUUCAAUUUCUGCUUAGUCAACUAUUACGCCUCGGGAAGCGACAGCAUCUCGUUCCACAGCGACGACGAGCGCUUUCUCGGCACGGAUCCGGCCAUUGCCUCCUUCACACUGGGCGCGAAGCGUGACUUUCUGAUGAAGCAUAAACCCCCCAAAGAAGGUGAGCCUAAACUCGAGACCAAAGACAUCAAGAUACAGUUGGCCAGUGGCGACAUGAUCCUGAUGCGUGGCCAAACCCAAUCGAACUGGCUUCACAGCAUCCCCAAGCGGAAAGGCGGCGAAGCUGACAAAGGGCGGAUCAACAUUACCCUGCGGCGAGCAAUGAUACCCGCCGGCACCGAGAACUAUUACCGAUACAAUGUCGGUGAAGGUGAUGUGUAUAAAUGGGACAAGUCCAAACGCGAGAUGGCGCCUUGGUCGAAAUCAACUGACUCGUGA
This is a messenger RNA of Exophiala xenobiotica, 978 nucleotides long. RefSeq lists its product as uncharacterized. The transcript has a single exon. Lineage: Eukaryota; Fungi; Ascomycota; Eurotiomycetes; Chaetothyriales; Herpotrichiellaceae. The record is from RefSeq and is a predicted model, not a curated record. Gene Ontology annotation, biological process: DNA repair. Bases 1 to 978 code for a protein of 325 amino acids.